This is a messenger RNA of Triticum urartu, 1938 nucleotides long. NCBI's taxonomy places the organism in Eukaryota, Viridiplantae, Streptophyta, Magnoliopsida, Poales, Poaceae. The record is from RefSeq and is a predicted model, not a curated record.
CCUUCCCGUCCAGCCACUCCAGCGCGCCGCCUCCCUCCCCAAUCCACCGCCGCCUCCCGCCUCCCUCAUCAUUCCAGCGCCGCCCCGUCGACGUCCCGCCGCCCCCUCGCCGUCCAGUCACUCCAGACCCUCUGGACGUCCAGCAGACCCCCUCGCCGUCCAGCCACUCCAGCGCCGCCUCUCUCCCCAUCGACCGGCGCCCCCCUCGUCUUCCAGAUCCGCCCCACCGCCUCGUCCUCCUGUUUCCCUCCCAGUCCAGCGCCUCCCAACCAACGUGCAUUGCUCAAGGAAUACACAGAAAAAAGGUCCACUGCGCCCGGAAGUCUUGUACACACAGCCGGCCAUGUGCACGCCAAAACCAGCUGCCGGCCGCAUCCGGCUGAACGUCGGCGGGCAGGUGUUCGAGACGACGGCCGACACUCUCAGAGGCGCAGGCGAGGGAACCAUGCUCGCUGCCAUGUUGGAACCAUGCUGGAACGCCGGCUCCACCGGGGGCGUGCCCGAGUACUUCAUCGACCGCGACCCGGCCUGCUUCGCCUCGCUCCUCGACAUGCUCCGCACGGGUGAGCUCCACGUCCCCGCCGGCGUCCCGGACCGGGUACUCUUCCGCGAAGCGAACUACUACGGCCUCCUCGACCGCGUCCGUGCCUCUCGCAUCGGCGAGCUUGACCUCGACAGGGCCCGACUGGCUGCGUCCGUGCCACCGGGGCGGGCGCCUGUGGCCUGCCUGGCCGUCCGUGCUGCGCCUGACGGAGGCUGCUGCGUCACGCACGGCCCUAUCGUGCGGGUCUACAACUGGAUGCUUGAGGAGCGCCGGCCAGUCUGCCUGACGCCUUUCAUGGCGGUCCACGACGCGACCUACCUCAGUGACUCCAUGCUCCUCGUGGGGGGCCGCGGCAUGGCGGCUUUCUCUGCCCUCACCGGCGACCUGACUCAACACUUCCACUUAGGACACGCCGGCGAGGAGAUGGCUCCGCCUUUUAAUGCUGGGGCACUGGCCUUAGACCAGCAAAUGAAUGUUUAUGCUAGCUGCAACACCUGGGGCAUAUGGCAAGGUAGCGGCUACAAUGGCAUUGGCGUGUGGGACUGCAUGACCGGCAAGCACACAGUCUCUUUCCUAAACCAGAAGUCUGGUAUUGCCCUGGGUCACGCCAGUAAGCUUCAGUGGCUGGCAAGCACGAACGCGCUCAUGGUGGUCAAGGCGGGCUCAAUGUUGCCUUGCAUCACUCUGGUUGAUUUCCGGGAUAUGAGCGUUGUCUGGUCAUGGUCCAUCAACACCCAGAGGAAUGGCAGCGGCCCUUUGUGCAAGGACAAGCUCGUUGCCGAUGCCGUCGUGAUGGAGGACGAGAGGUCGGUCUGCUUGAUCAACAAGAACCAUGAACUCGGGUUCCUCGACAUCCGUGGCUCGAGCUACGCUGAACCGUGGGCACAUCAGAGAAAGGUGAAGACAAGUUCGACUCCGACGUGCUGUCCAAAGCUCGCUGUGCACAGUGGACUGCUCUUGGCGUCCAAGGAUGACACCAUCUCAGUGUUUGGCGGCCCAAAUCAUGACCACCUGAGGUUUGCGCUGCGCGGGAGCAAAGGCGCUGGCGCCAUUAGCGACUUCUCGGUUGGGGGCGACCGUCUCUUCGCGGUGCAUCAGGAGGACAACGUGCUGGAUGUCUGGGAGACACUGCCAUCUCCCAUCGCUUAAUAUUCACUCUUAUCGUCAUUGAUUUACCUAGUCUUUUAGUGAGCAAGCAAGUAUCAUUAUGCGACGGAGGGAGUAGUAAAAAUAGCCUGAUCAUGUUUUAACUUACCCGCAACAACUCUGCUUGGACUUUCAACUCGGCCUUGUUAUAUUGCAAUUCCUGGGCUACAAUUAUAACAGUCCUGGUUGGCUGGAACUGUCCGUUGAUCAAAGUAUAUGAUCAAGUUGAGAUGAAUAGAGUGCCAGGA